Sitophilus oryzae (rice weevil) is the source of this 1451-nucleotide messenger RNA. RefSeq names its product adenylyl cyclase 78C-like. Gene Ontology annotation, biological process: adenylate cyclase-activating G protein-coupled receptor signaling pathway; intracellular signal transduction; cAMP biosynthetic process. The coding region runs from base 6 to 1451 and encodes 481 amino acids. Gene Ontology annotation, molecular function: adenylate cyclase activity. The transcript is spliced from 7 exons. The record is from RefSeq and is a predicted model, not a curated record. Lineage: Eukaryota; Metazoa; Arthropoda; Insecta; Coleoptera; Curculionidae.
AAUGCAUGAAGAUGAUUAUGGGAAAGAUUCAAAACCUUAUCUCUGACGACUCAGCCUCCGUCGUCAAUUUGGACCAAGGGAAGAACAAUAGUGGAACUUUUAGAGUUACUGGUAGUUUUAGGAAAAGGAAGAAAAGGGAUAUUGGCAGUAGAAUUUACAUGGUACAAGAGAAAAUGCACGAUGGACGCCAAAUAUUUUAUAAUCAAGACACCAAUUCCUCCAAAAGGGACCAAAAUGUAAAGGAACAAAUUCAAACGUCGGCAAUUUCAACGGCAAUCUCUAAAACUCACCAAUCUAUAGAAAAAUCUGUAACAUGCUCAACUAAUCAUUCACAUCUAGCUCAUACCAAUAAUAAAACUAAUAAUUUAGUUAACUUUAAAUCUAAACGUUUCAAACGUGAUUUGGCGACAUCGUCGAUAGAAGCAACUACAGACAGUACUGAUGUUAGUACUCAGAACAGUACAAUCAUUUGCGAUGUAACUUGUAGACAUCCAGAAUACAUAGUUUUUACUUGGGUAUUAUGUAUGAUCGCGCUAGCGACUGCUUUAAAAUUGUAUUACCUCGUAAAGCUAUUUAUGGCGAGCCUUAUGGUUGGAAUUUAUACGAUUCUAAUUUUGGUACCAUACAAACCAAUUUUUGACAGCGUAAAUGCUAUUGCUAUUGGUGACGUAAUAGUAAUUCCUUUGUCAGCUCAGAUGUUGAUAUUGCUGGUGGUUUUCUGUUUGAUGGUCGCUUAUCAUGCGCGAUUGGUAGAAGUCACUUCUCGGUUAGAUUUUUUAUGGAAGCAGCAAGCUGAAAGGGAAUUGACUGACAUGGAAGAAACAAAACAGAAUAACAAGCAAUUAUUAAAGAAUAUUCUACCGGAACAUGUUGCUAGACAUUUUUUGUCUAACGAUAGGAAUAGUGAAGAAUUAUUCUCCCAGUAUAGAGAGGAAGUUGGAGUACUGUUUGCUACGAUUCCUAACUUUACCGAUUUUUAUUCGGAAAAAAUCAACAAAGGCGUCGAAUGUAUAAGACUGCUGAAUGAGAUUAUAGCGGAUUUUGAUGAACUUCUAGAUGAUGAGAGAUUUAACUGUAUAGAGAAAAUAAAGACUGUUAGUGCAACGGCAACUUAUAUGGCCGCAUCGGGUUUGAAUCCUACACAUCAGACAUCUGACAAAAACUCUGAGGGUGUGCACCACUUAUGCGCUCUGAUAGAUUAUGCUAUGUGUAUGAAGGACAAAUUAGAUGAUAUCAAUAAGGAUUCUUUCAAUAACUUCGGACUCCGAAUAGGAGUUGCUUGUGGCUCUUUGGUUUGUGGAGUUAUUGGUGCCAGGAAGCCGGUAUUUGAUAUAUGGGGCGAUACAGUCAAUUUAGCCUCCAGAAUGGAUUCGACAGGCUUAAUUGGAUACAUACAAGUUCCUAAAGAAACAUCCCAGUACCUUCACCAUAUAAGGCUUCUAUUUGGUUAA